CUAUAUUAUCAAUUUAUCAGAUUAUCCGGCUAACGCAACAUAUAUUAAGUCCUAUAUAAAUAAGUAAUACUAAUCACAAUAACUAGCAGUAGGCACGCACUAUUGGUCACGAUGCGUACUCUUGUACUUUUGAUUUUAGCGGCAGUAGCUGUAACUGCGGUACCCAGAAACCCACAAAGGAUCGUGGGAGGGUCUGUUACAAGCAUUGAGAAGUAUCCUUUCGCUGUCUCCUUGCUCUUGGGAGGCAACAAUAGCUACAGGCAGUCCUGCGGUGGCGCCCUCCUGAACGACAGAGCCAUCCUAUCUGCUGCCCAUUGCUUUGAUGGAGAUUCACCUAUAAGGUGGCGAGCGCGUAUCGGCUCCACAUACGCCAACAGCGGCGGCAGAAUUUACUCAGCAGACGAACUGAUCAUGCACCCGAGCUACGAUAGUUUCACUACGGACAAUGACGUGGCUAUCUUCCGUACCCUGGGUACGGUCAGCGUGGCAGGCGUGGUGCCGGCGGCCAUCGCUGGACCCAACUACGACCUGCCCGAUAAUGAGCCUGUCUGGGCCAUCGGAUGGGGACGCACAAUUUUCGGCGACCCCACCUCGUCAUCCGAGGAGCUGCGUCACGUGCAGGUGUGGACUGUGAGCCAGGAGACCUGCAGGGCACGCUACGCCACCGAGGGACGGGACAUCACUGACAACAUGCUGUGCUCGGGCUGGCUGGACGUGGGCGGGCGCGACCAGUGCCAGGGCGACUCCGGCGGCCCCCUCCUCCACAACCACGUCAUCGUGGGUAUAACCUCGUGGGGGAAGGAUUGUGCUCUAGCCUACUUCCCUGGUGUCAACGCCCGCGUUUCUAGAUACACUGACUGGAUUCAAAGCAAUGCCUAAGACCUAUAUGGAUAAAUUGAACUUUGUGCAUUUAGAAUCGACAUCAUAAAAUAUAACUCUUAUGUAAUGCUCACUUAUGUACUAAUUAUUUGUAAUUUAAGAAAUAAAAACUCAAAAC
Plutella xylostella (diamondback moth) is the source of this 997-nucleotide messenger RNA. RefSeq names its product trypsin, alkaline C. Gene Ontology annotation, biological process: proteolysis. Lineage: Eukaryota; Metazoa; Arthropoda; Insecta; Lepidoptera; Plutellidae. Gene Ontology annotation, molecular function: serine-type endopeptidase activity. The record is from RefSeq and is a predicted model, not a curated record.